AUGCUGCCCAAUGCAAAAGACUUUCAGUACGUAUGCUGUUUGCUUGGCUAUACACCACUGCACGUUGCCUGCGAGAAGGGUCAUGUCAAGGUGGUGGAGAUGCUGUUGAAGCACGGUGCUGAUGCUGAAGCCAAGGAGAUCGUCAGUACAGUACCUCCCUCUUUCCCCCUUGACCCCCCCUAUGAUGGUACACCCGUACCCCAUGAUGAUGAUGAUGAUGCUGCUGUACCUUUUGGCCAAACACCACUGCACAGAGCCUGCUUUAACGGUCAUGACAAGGUGGUGGAGAUGCUGUUGAAGCACGGUGUUGAUGCUGAAGCCCAGAACUACGUCAGUACAGUACCUCCCUCUUCCCCCCUUUACCCCCCUAUGAUGGAUGGCGAUACACCACUGCACGUUGCCUGCCGUUACGGUCAUGUCAAGGUGGUGGAGAUGCUGUUGAAGCACGGUGUUGAUACUAAAGCCAAGGACAACGAUGGCAAAACGCCCCUUGAUCUCGGACGUCAAUGCGGGCAUGGUAACAAGCUGGAGCCCGUGUUUGCUGCUCACGAGGCUCGCCUAUCACAACCACCCGCACCACUCGCUCCGCCCACGCUGGCACCACCUCGCGCCUGGCUGCCGCCUCUGCCCACCACCCCCACCCUCGAGGUGAGCCUGCUCCCCGAUCUUGUUUUCCCAAUGCAUUUAUUGCCCCAAUCCCCACGGCCUCAUCCAACCUGA
Molecule: messenger RNA, 720 nt
Organism: Monosiga brevicollis MX1
Lineage: Eukaryota; Choanoflagellata; Craspedida; Salpingoecidae
Exons: 5
Coding region: 1-720 (239 amino acids)
Molecular function (GO): protein binding
Source: RefSeq, a predicted model, not a curated record